Molecule: messenger RNA, 2357 nt
Organism: Harpegnathos saltator (Jerdon's jumping ant)
Lineage: Eukaryota; Metazoa; Arthropoda; Insecta; Hymenoptera; Formicidae
Product: putative inorganic phosphate cotransporter
Exons: 6
Coding region: 673-2157 (494 amino acids)
Biological process (GO): monoatomic anion transport; transmembrane transport
Cellular component (GO): membrane
Molecular function (GO): transmembrane transporter activity
Source: RefSeq, a predicted model, not a curated record
UUUACCUGCCUGUUCUUACCUGCCUAUAUCUAUCCUCACGUUCCUCACGUUCCCCACCUUGGAUAAAUGCGAGGAACAAAUAUAGAUAUAAGGCGUACUUAUCGAGGGUGUCGAUUCAGUCGCUCGUGACAUGUGUAUACGAUUUGAUUAAAGAGAAAGAAAUCCGGAUUCUUUUGCGUUCGCUACAACAUAGUGUUCUUAUCUGAUAAUUUUUAAAACUGCAAAGGCAGCUUGAAAUACUGUAGGUUGUCAUUACAGUUGAGAAAGACAAACUACACGACAAAUACGACGUUCUCUGGUUUUAACAAGAAAGAAAAGUAAAAUAAAACAUUGUUUGCUGUGUCUUGUUUUCAAUAAACUGUCAAGGAUGAUUCUAACAUGGAAAGCAUGCUAUAACGUUAAGAGAUGUCGUUUGGAAGCGACAUCUCUAGUACUAUCCCGAACGCAUGGCGACUACAGAGAGAGGCAAUGUUACCUGUACCAGUGGUACAAGCUGACAGUCUCUGACAGUGAGUCUGAAUCAGAGCAAGACGAUGAUGAAAAUAAUAAUGAAAUUAUUACGCAUGUAGGAUGGUCGCAAGAUAUGGUUUUCUUCGAUAAUGAAACUGCAAGACAAGCGAAAGUAAAUAUAAACUGGAAACAAUUAGAAGCAAUCGAGUUGGGUUAUCUGUCAUGAUAAAAACAAAAAUUAAAAUGCAAAGAGGCAACCGAGUUCCGCAACGAUGGGUGUUCGCUGUUAUGGGAGUUUUAGCUGUACUGAACGCGUAUAGUAUGAGAGUUUGUCUUUCGAUCGCAAUAACGGAAAUGACCGUGGUAGAUAAUAAAACUCAUAGCAACUCAGAUAAUACUUGUCCAAUACCGGACGACGUUAAAGAUGAAGAAAAAAUAAUCACCUCUAAACGAUAUCAUUGGAAAGGAGAGACAACGGGCAUCAUUCUGUCAUCCUUUUACUGGGGUUACGUUAUUACGCAUCUGCCAGGCGGAAUGUUAGCUGAAAGAUUUGGUGGCAAGUACUCCCUCGGCCUUGGAAUACUAUCUACUGCAAUAUUCACACUACUGACACCGGUAGCAGUUGAGUGGGGAGAAGCAACCGCCUUAAUCGUUUUGCGGAUUCUCAUGGGACUAGGUGAGGGUACGACCUUUCCAGCAUUGAACGCUAUGCUUGCACAAUGGACACCGCCAGAGGAAAGAUCGUUAAUUGGUUCAUUGGUGUUCGCUGGAGCUCAACUCGGCACGGUGUUCGGUACUUUGAUAUCUGGUCUGAUUCUUCAUUACUAUUCAUGGCCAGUUGUAUUUUAUGUGUUCGGUGCACUGGGCGUGCUGUGGUUUAUUAUAUGGGUUUUAACCUGCUACAACAAUCCGUAUGAGCAUCCCUUCAUUUCCGAACGGGAAGUAAAGUAUUUACAUGAGCGUAUGAGCGAGCAUACUCAUAAAAAACCACCGUCAGUACCAUGGCGACAUAUGCUGAAGUCUGUACCACUUUGGGCACUAGUCGCCGCCCAGGUUGGCCACGACUGGGGCUUUUUCACUAUGGUAACUGACCUGCCUACAUAUAUGAGCAAUGUACUUCAUUACUCCAUUAAAAGUAAUGGUUUUUAUUCGUCGUUACCGUAUCUUAUGAUGUGGUUCAGUAGUCUGCUAACAUCCUGGCUGGCUGAUUGGAUGAUCACCAAAGGUGUUAUGUCAUGUACGAAUGUGCGAAAACUCGGCACGACAAUUGCCUCGUUGGGCCCAGGAGCAUUUAUCAUUGCUGCCUCAUAUAGUAAAUGCGAUCGAACGGUAGUCGUCAUUAUGUUCACCGUUGGCAUGACUUUGAUGGGAACUUUUUACCCUGGAAUGAAAGUCAAUGGGCUGGACCUUAGUCCUAAUUAUUCUGGCACUCUAAUGGCGAUGGUCAAUGGAAUUGGUGCUGUCACUGGCAUUAUAACGCCAUAUAUUGUUUCUGUGCUUACUCCUGACGAGACUUUAAGUCAAUGGCAACUCGUCUUCUGGAUCGUCUUUGGUGUCUUCAUCGUAACGAAUCUAAUUUUCGUUUUGUUCGCUAGCGGCGAAGUUCAAUACUGGAAUGACCCCGAGUUCGUCAUACGAGAUCGGGAAAGACGAUGGCGCAAAACAGAGGGCGAGGCACCAAAGAAAUCGAAUAAAACUGCAACGUAAUGAUCCUUUGUUAUUUUAUUUGAAUGUAUUUUAAUAAUUGUAACAUAUAUCACAUUGAUUAUCAUAAUAAUGUUAUAUUUAGUGGUUUUCUUUCAUCUGUUUUCUUUCAUCUUAAAUGACAUGCGAUAAUGCUUGAUGUAAAGAAUUGUUACAUGCAUAUUUUUGUGAACAAUAUCAUUACAUAUCCACAAAACGUACAA